Messenger RNA from Neofelis nebulosa (Clouded leopard), 6252 nucleotides. RefSeq names its product nuclear casein kinase and cyclin dependent kinase substrate 1 (gene NUCKS1). Bases 229 to 972 code for a protein of 247 amino acids. Gene Ontology annotation, molecular function: double-stranded DNA binding; single-stranded DNA binding. Gene Ontology annotation, cellular component: cytoplasm. The transcript is spliced from 6 exons. NCBI's taxonomy places the organism in Eukaryota, Metazoa, Chordata, Mammalia, Carnivora, Felidae. The record is from RefSeq and is a predicted model, not a curated record. Gene Ontology annotation, biological process: interstrand cross-link repair; double-strand break repair via homologous recombination.
UGUGUCAUGUGUGUUUGGGAAGUGGGAGGUUUUGUGGGAAAGAAUAGUAUUUGAGCUAUCACUGAGAUGAGCAGUCGGAGAAUUGUAGUUUUAAAUACUUCCGAACUACACUUUUCAUAACAACAUGGAAAAACUUUUUGACGGAGGUGGGGCUUGUCGAAUGGUUUUCAUAGAGCGAGUUCUAAUUUUGUUUUUAAACAGAAACAAGUGUUCUGGUAUCUUAGGAGAAUGAUCUUCAUUAGAGUCUCUUCUUUCUACAGAAAUAGAAAGGUGGUUGAUUAUUCACAGUUUCAGGAAUCUGAUGAUGCUGAUGAAGAUUAUGGAAGAGAUUCAGGCCCUCCAGCUAAGAAAAUUCGGUCAUCUCCCCGAGAAGCUAAAAAUAAGAGGCGAUCUGGAAAGAAUUCACAGGAAGAUAGUGAGGACUCCGAAGAGAAAGAUGUGAAGACCAAGAAGGAGGAUUCUCACUCAGCAGAGGACAGUGAAGAUGAAAAAGAAGAUCAUAAAAAUGUGCGCCAGCAACGGCAGGCAGCCUCUAAAGCAGCUUCCAAACAGAGAGAGAUGCUCAUGGAGGACGUGGGCAGCGAAGAAGAACAAGAAGAGGAAGAUGAGGCGCCGUUCCAAGAGAAUUCCGGCAGCGAUGAAGAUUUCCUCAUGGAAGAUGAUGAUGAUAGUGACUAUGGCAGUUCAAAAAAGAAAAACAAAAAGAUGGUUAAGAAGUCCAAACCUGAGAGAAAAGAAAAGAAAAUGCCCAAACCCAGGCUAAAGGCUACAGUGACUCCAAGCCCUGUGAAAGGCAAAGGGAAGGUGGGUCGCCCCACAGCUUCGAAGGCAUCAAAGGAAAAGACUCCUUCUCCCAAAGAAGAAGACGAGGAACCAGAAAGCCCUCCAGAAAAGAAACCCUCUGCCAGCCCUCCACCUGAGAAAUCUGGGGAUGAAGGGUCUGAAGAUGAAGCCCAGUCUGGGGAGGAUUAAAAAAGUGAUGAUGGUUUGGGGAGAGAUUUUAUUAAAAAAAAAGAGAAAAAAAAAAGAGAAAAAAGAAAAAGGGGGAAAAAAAAACUUACUUAAGAUAGAACAUGGUUUUGGCUAUGGCUUGACUCAUGGGCUUUCAAUGCUUUUUCCCUUUUCUUGAAAAUAACAUUCUCUGUCUUUCUCUCUCUCUCUCUCUCUCUCUCUCUCUCUUUUCCAAGAAAACCAUUGUAUGUUUAAUUUACUUUUUUGUCUUUUGGUCUUUUCUUUGCCGUCACCCCUCUUUCCCACCCCUUCCCAAUGAAAGCCAUGUCAAAGUAAUCACUGGAUUGACUGCUUCAUCUUUUUAUUUUUAAUGGAAGGUACACCGCAGUUGUAAAGCAAUAAGAUUUGAGGUGAACGCUAUGGAAAUUUUGCUUUUUGCUAAACGGUAGCAAGUUGAACCCUAAUCAAAAAACAUAGAAGGGGUUUAGUUAAAAAUGAUUGCUUCUGUCUCUACCUGGACUUAAAAAAAUCAGUUGUCAUCUAAUACAAGUUUAUAUGUCUAUAUACACAAGUAUAGAUGUCUACAAAAAAUCAUGAUGUUACACUUCCACUGAUGGGGCAGGUAGGAGAUAAAGCUGAAUGCUGAAUUCUGAAUUGUUACUACAAGUAUUCAUAUUUUUUACCGAGGGAGCAGGGCAGGGAAUGGGGUCACCUGAUCUUGUGUGAGGGGGUGGGUUUGUUUUGUUUUGUUUUGUUUUUUUUAAUUCCGUCACCUGUUAUCUCAAAGAGACCGGGAGCCAGUGAUCCUUUUACCCUGCUACAGUCUUUCGGGAACUUUAAAAAAAAAAAAAAAAAAAGCAAACAAAAAAACACAAGGGCCACCAAAACUUAAGUCACUCUUGAUUUCCUAUUUCAUUCUCUAGUGGUUCAUGUUUUUAAAUAUAUAUGUAUCUAUUCUGUUUCUUGGAUAAAAUUUUACCAAGGAUCAAAAAAACCCCACCAAAAACAAAAACAAACCUAGAAUUUAAAUGGCAAGAUCUAUACACCAGAGUGGAUUUCUUCUUAACUGACAAUGUUUAGGUUUUAAGCAAAUAAAGUACCAAUUAAUGUGAAACUCAAUCACAGAGACUUGAGAUUUUUCCUUUAUGAAAACCGAAAAUUGAAAUUCUUUUAUGCCGUAAGUGUGCAUUCAGAUCCCAUGAACCAUGCUCUGUUUUUAUUUGGGGAAAGAACAUUUUUCUCUUCACACACCUGUCUUCCCAUUUCUCCGCAGACACAUGAAGCGCAUCUCUGGGCUUCCCGCUACUACGUGGGGCACCACUGCUUCCCCGCCCGAGAGCCUACCAGCUCUGAUUUCUCCUGGCUCCUUUCUUCACCUCAUAUUCCCUGCUUGAUUGGGAGUCUGUUAAAUGCUGCUCCCACACUCUUUGAUUUGCUUUUGUCUUUCUGCUGGUGCCCCUUUUGUGUAAAGCCAAAGUGGAAGGGGCUCAGGGCUAGAGAAACCAUGUGUUUAGGAGGCCUGUGUGCACCGAGAAUAGACUUUACAUGCCUUAUGAAAGCAGUCAGGACAGGGGUCUGUAGGUUGGAUCCUCUGCAUCCUGAUACCAUGAGCUAAAGGGAGCGAGGUUUAGGGGUCUUAGUGUGCUACUAAGUUGAAAACAUGGUUGAGGUUUAACCUCUGCCUUCUUAUCUAGGUUUGCUGCUUCGAUAUAUCCUAUGCGGUUUUCCUUCGAUCUUUUAAGUUAGAGCAUGUUUUUCUCUCAGACGACAUGGCUUUCUUGCAGAUGUUCCUAGGACAAAAGGUUAUUUAAGGAAUAUUUUUACUCUGAUUUUUAAGACACUUUAAGGACUAUCCUUCCUCUGUGACUUUUUAAAAUAGCACCCAGUGGCAGAGUCCUCUCACUGCCGGGCACUGCGUGUGUUAAAGAAUGGAUUUGGAGAUUUUAGUACUUGGCCAAAAAUGCAAAACUUGAACCCAAGUAGCAGUUGGAUUAUUAUCUUCCAUGAUGGUUAACUUUAUAGUUGUGAACUUUGUAAAGAGGGUGUUAAAGAUUAUUCUGUUUGGUUUAGUGGGUUUGUUCAGGUAGCCAAUUUUAACAAGAAGGUUUGUGUUCAUACCGUAAAAGACCUAUCAGUGUUUCCACCAUGCACUUCUGUUUUUAGGGGUUUAUAACUUUAAGUCCUACAUUCCUAGUAACAUUUGGACUUUUCUUAGGUUAUGUUUCGUGAAGAUUGGGGUGCGGGGGGGGUCUUUCAAAACUUUAGCCUCUGUAUUUUAUGUAACACAGUCUCUUUAUAUAUUAAUCUGCACUAACAUCUCUGUGAUAUACGCUCAUUCUUUAGAGGUAAUCCUGACUUCUAGGUUAUUUGUGUGCAUUUGGUUGGGAUCCCUUUUUUAAAAAUUAAUUGAUGAGAUUGAAAAUGUCUUCUAUAUUUCUAAUGGACUAGACAAAAGGAUCUGUGUCCCCAAGUGAGACAGGCUCUGAAUGACCUUUGUUUUCUCCGCUUUUUAUCGAUGAUUUGAAAAUGCUCUAGUCCUCCCUUCAAAUCAUGCAUGCAUAUAGGAGGACGACUGUGGUGGCUCAACUGGAAACAGGUGCUCAAUAGUCAGGUUUGAUAGCGAUGUCAGGACAAGCUAGAAGCUGUUAGUGACUGGCCGUUGGCACCACCCUUGACUAACCCCCUGUGUUUCCCUCUAGCGCGCCUGUGGCGAAGUGGCCGUGGCGUCGUUCAGGGUCUCGUUUGCAGUGCUCAGGAAGUGGGACGUACACUUGGAAGGUGCUUGUUUGCCAUUACCUGAAUUCUGUUCGCUCUGUUAGGUUUACCUCUGGAGCAUGGAUUUCGGCAGCUGUGCUGACACUACAUUCUAGUUCUUAAGACCCCUAAUUUCCAGACUUCCCUCCCCGACAGACACAGCUAGAAAUGGGCGGCUUCCAUCUUCUUAAACCCGUGACGUGCUGCUGUUUUCAUCCCUCCCCACCUCAGAUUGGAAUCAAUGGAGCGGGCCCAGAGAUGACACUUCGGUUUCGGUGAUGGUAGAUUUGUCCUGCUUUUUGAAAGCUCUCUCCCUUUCAUAUCCCCACUGCCGGUGGAGUCCAUGAAGUGAAAUGAGUGGGUGUGUCCUCCUUUAGGGAGGUAACAGUGGAAGACUUAAUCCGAUUUCCCACAAGGGAGCUUGGAUACUGAUUUUUUUUUGUUUGUUUGUUUUGUUUUUUCACAGUACCUGGUUUGCCCCAUUUCAGUCUUCAGUUCAGUACUUCCUCUUGGCACUGGUUGAAAUAGCAUUUUCUUACAGGUAGCUAAUGAAGAGUGGAAUUUGAGGUUAUGAUCCAGCAGAGUUUUGACGCUUCUGGAAAUGGUCAGCCAGACUGAACUUGAGCUUUUUUUUUUUUUUUUUUUAAACUUUUCUUCUUUUAUCCAGGAACAUUCAAGUAACAGGUGGAUAUUAAGGGUACUGGUUGGAAGAAGGAACUGCUUUUCUCCAAACCAGUUUAGGAGAUGCUUUGAGAGUAGUAGUAAGGCAAGAACAGAAUCUACCAGGAGCAACAGGGAAAGCUUUAUAAAAGAUCAUGUGGCCAUUGUUGUUCUAAAGAGUGGGAGUUUUGAUUUGAAUAGUUCUUUCUGUUCCUGCAUCGCCAGUAGCUGCACUGUGAAGAAACUGUCACCUUAGGCAUUUGGGAAGGACAGAACCUGGCCUCUGGUCUUUCAUGGCAUUCAGACAGAUACUUAAGAGGAACAAGUAAUAAAUGUUCCCUGCCAAGGGAGGGGGAGAAUAAAACAAGCCGUAUGCUCUUGAGGUUAGAAAAUUUGUCUUUUCCUGUGUUCCUAGAGCUGGGUUUAUUUGAAAGGGGAGUUAGCUUGAAUAUUGGGACAUCAGGCUACCUAUAGCAAAGUUUUAGUCUGCAACCUAUUUUCCCCUCGUCUUGGGAUAAACUUGAUACAAAAUGACUUUCUGAAUCCCAAAUCGCUAAGUUAACACUUUUUUUCAAAGCCUAAUUCACAAAAUUCACAGUGGUGCUGACUGUGUAUUAACCACUAUUGGGAAGAGUCCUGUAAACCUGCCUGUUGCCAUGCCAAUGGAGUGCGUGAGCGGGUGACAUCUGUUUGAGCAUGCUUUGUGUGGCUGGUGGAAUGCCACCAUUGUGCAUACACUUUGUACAUCAGGGGUGAAGGGAGGGUUUUCUAGAUUAUGGGGGGAGGGUAAAAUUGGGGUGGUUUUUUUCGUUGUUCCUUUUUCAAUGGGGUGUAGGGGUAGAGUACUCAGCUUAUGCCCUAAAUAACAUGUAUAAAAACCCCUGAAGUAUUGUGUGGAUGUGUGUGUGAGUGUGUGUUUGUAUAUGUCUGGCGAUUAAAACUUUUGUCUUCUGGAAAUUAGUGAAUUCUUUUCUUCUUUUCCUCCAGAAGUAUUUGUUACAAGAUUUGUAAAUAAGAGCUCUACCUAGUUUGUUUACCAUGAACAUGUUGCAGCAAACUUUACGCAUCUAAUCCCUGCAAGAUUUAAGGAAAGACUUCCAGACUUGCCAGGUUAAGCAGCAGCCAAGUUCUCAGUAAUUGUUCACCUCCAUUCACCUUUCAGACUUCAUUUUGCCAGCUCUAAAACUCCCAGUCUUCCUUGAUUUUAGUUCUGAAUCUUUUACCUUCUGAGCAGGAAGGGUUAUUGAGAGGAACCUGUUUAACUGUAUUUCAUCAGUCCAUGGGCCGAGACGGGGGCAUCCCUUUCUUAAUACUGCAAUGUUGCUAUAGAUACAUGAUCAGACACCGGACGGUUGGGCAUUCUUGCAAUACCUUAACAGUGCUGAAAUCUGCAGCAUGGUACUAAGGAAGUUAAAGUUUGAAUGUAACCACUUUAUUUAAAAGAUUUUUUUUUUUAAUUUAAAUGAAAUGAGGUUGAAGUGAACAUGAUUUUGUUGACCAUGUUCGUGAAUUAUAGAUGCAACAUGCAUUGGUAGACUUGUGUGAUGGUCUUUUGUGAUCCUUAAUUUUUACAUAUCCCAGUCUCUGUAUGUAUCUGCAUAGACCAAGAAAAAACAAACUCCUGCUUUCUUUUAUUGAAGGGUCUCCAGGACUGCGUGUCUGCUCCUGAGCUCUGUUUUGAGUAUGUGUAUCCUUUGCUUGUAUUUUGUAUUAAAAAAUAAGAAAGAGAACCCUUUAUUGUUGAGCAUGUUGGCAUUGUCCCCUUUAUUUUUUUCUCUUUUUGGGACAUAUGAAGCAAGUUAUUCUUUUUCUGUAUCUUUUUUUUCUUUUGUAAACUUUUUUUUGUUUUGUUUAAAAAUGGCUUUAUAAAAGGGCUUUUAUAACCCA